This is a messenger RNA of Papaver somniferum (opium poppy), 1338 nucleotides long. RefSeq lists its product as uncharacterized. Lineage: Eukaryota; Viridiplantae; Streptophyta; Magnoliopsida; Ranunculales; Papaveraceae. The transcript has a single exon. Bases 1 to 1338 code for a protein of 445 amino acids. The record is from RefSeq and is a predicted model, not a curated record.
AUGCCAAAGAAUCUGGGUAAAUUAAGAGUAAUCCAAGAAGAUUACAUCGCCUUGGAAGAACUCCAAGAUGGAACUUAUGACAAAAUGGUGAAAGGAACCAACAGAGGAGCCAACGUGGUAGAACCACAGAACCAUCCAUUCCAAGGAGCAAGGCGACCCAAUGGCGGACCUACCCAAUUCGAUAAACAUAGGACUGGAGGAUGGAAAGGGAGAGACCAGACCCAUCCAAAGAAGGGAAAGUUUGUAGACCCUGUCUACACCAAGAUAAAUACCCAAAUAUCCGAGAUCCUAAAGAAGAUCGACGGACAACACUCAAUCACCUAUCCGUGGAAUAGAGGACAACAACCGGAACGUACCAAAAACAGAGCUGAUUUUUGUGAGUUCCACCAAUUUCAAAGUCACACGACAGACUCGUGUAGGGAUCUGAAAAAAGUAUUGCAGGACAUGAUCAACAAAGGAAAGCUGCUAGAAUAUAUUGCACAGCCAACAGUUCCACCAGCCACGGGGGCACCCAUACAUCAUGUGGAGAUGCCCAGAGAGGCACAGUACUUGGGCUGUAACACUAUAUUGCAUUCAGCGAUAACAACCCCCAUAAGAGAAGGGAAUAUCACAGGGCGUAUUCGCAAGCGCAACUCCAAAGGUGAGGAAGUUUUCAGCGUGGCUAAAGAACCACCCAUGGAGGAAUGGAUGAAAAUACCUAUAAUCUUUUCAGCCUCGGAGACACCGGAGGGAGGACACAACCACAACGAUCCUGUAGUGGUCAUGAUGGCCAUCGCACUCCCCGAAAUUGAGGGAGAGGAAGCAAGAAAUAGAGCACUACCCUGGGCAAUGCCAAAAAUCUUAAUCGACGGUGGUAGCUCGGUGGAAAUAUUAUUCUACGAAACUUUCAAACAAAUGAGCCUCCAAGAUGAAUGCCUCAUUCCCUCCACCUACAACAUAUUUGGAUUUAAUGGGUCAUUGACUCGUCCGAGGGGAGAGAUAACAUUAGAAAUUCGGGUGGGAAGGAUCCUCACCCUAACCACUUUCUGUGUGGUAGAUGUAUUGUCACCAUACACAUCCAUUGUCGGACGAUCUUGGGUUCACGGAAUCAAGGAAGUUGCCUCUACAUACCAUCAGAGGCUAAGGUUUCCAACACAUGACGGAGUAGCAGAGAUAGUUGGAGACUCUGGUGAAGCAAAAUAUUGUUAUAAAAUGGACGUCCAAAACGGCGAGAAUAAGAUCAACUCUCCGAAGGCACAAGAAAGGAUAGCUAGAGUCAUUGAUAACUCAACCGAAGCCCAUAAUGACAUGGCAUUAAGUGAUGCAUCAACACACUUGACUGACGCUCCAUCCUCGUGA